AUGGACAAGUUGAAGAGAGACAGGAAAUUUUUACGCUCACAAGCAACAAGAUUGAGGAACGAUAUCGACGAGAAAUUGGAAGCUGCCGGUACAACCGCGCAAGAAAUUGCUAUACUAAGAGAGAAGCUCCAAGAUAUUUCCAGGGAUUUGAAGGCUGUUGACAGCGAGCUCAAGGAUAAAUUCUCUGACGAAGAAUAUGAACGCGAGAUGACUGCCACGACCGAAUACCGCCAUCAGAUUUUGGAGACCAUCACUCGCAUAGAUCUGCGCUCCCAAGUAGUUUCGACGGGCGCGUCGACUUCGGCGGCUUUGAACCCCAGCCCUGUUCCAGCUGCUUCUGUCCAUAGGGACAAUAAGAUAAAGCUGCCAAAAUUAGAGCUCCCGAAGUUUCAUGGCGCCAUAGACGCAUGGCUUCCUUUUUGGACACGUUAUGAAGUUGCAGUACACCACAACAACGCGCUUACCGCCACUGAGAAGUUCUGUUACUUGACGUCUCUGUUAACUGGGAACGCUGCUGAUCUCAUCCGUGGAUUAAAUUUGAAUGAGGGCUGCUAUAACGAGGCAAUUGAACUUCUCAAGAAGGAAUAUGGAUCAUCCACACGCAUAGCUGAUGAGCACAUAAGGAAGCUGACAAACAUGGUCCCAGUCACGGAUCCUGCAGAUAUUUCGAAACUGCGGCAAUUCUAUAAUGAAAUUCAAUCCCGGGCACGAAGCCUUCAGGUUUUGGGCAUAUCAACCGAUGCCUACAGCGCACUACUUAGACCCAUCAUUUUAAGCAAGCUGCCCCAAGACAUGGUCAUUGAACAUCAGGAACGACAAGAAUUUAAUGACAGUACUCGCGGUGCAGAUGUGGCCAGUGGCAGUGCGGUACACCUUUACAGCCAGGACUUCCAGGACCUGAUGGACUACUUGCGAGUAAAAAUAGUGUCCAAGGAACGUGCAUUAGGGUAUACCGGUGAGGAGAAGCACGAAGGGAAACCGAAUAUUCGUAAGGUCAAAACCACCGAUAUGCCAACGGCCUCUGCUCUUUUAAACGCCAACAAUGCACGGACACCAAAUAAUGCAAAUCAUGAAUCGUGUUUAUUUUGCAAGUCAGAUCAACAUCGGACGGUCACUUGCGACAGCGAUAUCCCACUACAGGAGAAGAAGCGGCUCUUAAUUGAAGCAAGAUGCUGUUUAAAAUGUACGAGACGAAAUCACAUUGCUAGUCGCUGUCAGUCGUAUAUCAGGUGUCGCAAGUGCAGCCGAAGACACGCUACGAGCCUCUGUGACCCAGACUACAUACGCAAUAGGAGUACCCAGCAAGUACAAGUCAACACAGUUCCGGUCGACCCCCCGGGAGAGGUGGUUUUAGCAGCCUCCGCAGUUCCCUCUAAACAGUCAAGCACGAUAAUUCUAGGCACAACAAUGGCAUGCGCGAAGGGACCUGAAAACACAUGCUGGGUACGCGUUCUGUUUGACAGCGGUAGCCAACGCAGUUUCAUCACCGAAGAGCUCGCGAAGCAAUUAGGAUGCCACUCCCACGGAGUCGAAAAAAUCAGCAUAGGGUCGUUCGGUGGAGCAACAGUCACCAAGGCAUUGAGCAAAACUUCGGUCAAGCUGCAAACUACACAGGGCACUGCCGUAGAAAUUGACGUCCUGCAAACGCAACAAAUAUGCGCCAACGUACUUCCUGCCAUCGGUCAAGAGCAUCUCAAGGGCACUUUCCUACUUGAGGGAACAUCGAAUGUCACCACGGCAGAUCAAGAACUUCCUAUCUCCAUUCUCAUUGGGACCGAUUGGUACUGGAGACUCGUGCAAGAUGACAUCAGGAGAAUUAAUGAUGAUCUAGUCUGUGUCCCCACCGAAUUAGGAUGGUUUGUGCAUGGCGUCGUAAACGACACGAUGAAUUCUCAAGCCCAGGAGCAAGCUGUAAUGCUCUGUGUCCGGCAAGGCCUGCAACGUCAAUUCAUUAACAACAUUUGGGGUCCAGAGGACGAAGCCGAUUACGACGACAAAACCGCAGGAGAGGUAUUGAACAGGUUUAAUAGUACAGUCAGGAACGUCAACGGAAGGUACGAAGUACGGCUACCUUGGAAAGACGACAUAGACCUUGGAACAAAUGAACGAAACGCACGGAAACGACUUAAAGGUUUGACGGACCGUUUACUUCGUACGCCCGACCUGCUCAAGACGUAUGAUGAUGCUAUCCGCAAAUAUCUAAUUGACGGCGUCGCAGAAAAGGUGCCAGAGAACGAAUACAAUCACGAUCAAGUUGAUAGACCAGUGUACUACUUACCUCACCACGCAGUCAUUCGCACGGACCGCAUUACAACGAAAUGUCGUAUCGUGUUUGACGCUUCCGCUCAUGAAACUCAAGAGAUCAGCUUGAACGAGAAUCUUCACAUCGGACCCAAUAUGAACCCGAAUGUAAGCGUUCUCCUACUGAGAUUUAGACUACAUGCUGUUGCUUUUACUGCCGACAUAGAAAAGGCAUUCCUCCAAAUACUCAUCCACAAAAGAGACCGAGAUGCCCUGCGAUUCCUCUGGUAUCAAGCUAUGCCCACAGGAGUGGGCGAUAAGUUGGAAAUAUGGCGAAUGACGAGAGUCACGUUCGGGACUGGCCCUAGCACAUUCCUGUUGGCGGCGACAUUGAAGAAACUGCUGAGAGAGUCCGAAGUAGAGUAUCCGGAAACAACAAGACUAUUGAACGAUUGUACGUAUGUCGAUGAUUUUAUAUCUGGUGCUGACUGCGAGGAAGCCGCUAUCAACGUGUACAACGAGGUGAAGAAUAUAAUGCAGAAGGGAAGCAUGAACAUGCGAAAAUGGGCCUCCAACUCAGCACGGCUGAACGCUUUGUACCUGCAGGACCCGGAGGAAGUCUCACCCUUCGCUGGAGAUUCCCGCGUGAUAAAGGUUCUGGGAAUGAAGUGGGAUACGGAACAGGACUCCCUCUUUUACAAUGCUACCAACCUUCUUCAAGGUGGAAAGCCUGCUGUAUGGACGAAGAGGAAGGUGUUGCAGACGGCUCAAAGCAUAUACGACCCGCUAGGUUUGAUGUCACCGUAUACGAUCGCUGCAAGGAUCUACAUGCAAAAAAUGUGGCAACAAAGUCUCACUUGGGAUCAACCUAUUCCGGCGGACCUACAGGAGAGUUGGGAAAGGUGGUAUGAAGACUUACAGUACCUUACCGAGAUCAAGAUCAACAGGUACUACGGCAUGUGGACGACGAAUGUAUCGUUGCAUGUUUUCUGUGACGCAAGUUGCAACGCGUAUGGCGCCGUUGCGUACCUGGUUAUUAAAACAUCGGACUCUGCUUCUUCAAACAUAGUGCUGGCGAAGGCCAGGGUAGCACCAGUCAAGAAGCAGACGCUUCCAAGGUUGGAACUCCAAGCCGCUGUUGUAGCUGUGAAAAUUUCAAGAAUGUUGAUGGACGCAUUCCCAGGCAUCAAACAAGUUUUCUUCUGGACUGACUCGACAAUCGUACUGUAUUGGCUACACGGUAAGAGUGAGAAUUGGAAGGAGUACGUUCGAAGGAGAGUUAACGAAGUCAAGAAGUAUACGAAGCCAACACAAUGGAGGCACUGUCCUGGGACCGAAAACGUCGCGGACAUGGUCACUCGAGGUCUUCGACUGACUACACUCACGACCAACGACAAGUGGUGGAACGGCCCUAAUUGGCUCACAGAUGAACAAGCAUGGCCUGAAGAGUGCUUCGAAGCACCAAGCUGCCGGGAAGAAGCGAAACAUGAGCAAACAGCACUUGCAACAACGACGGCGCCAGCGGAAGAAGUUACUCGCUGCACGAACUUCAGCUCACUAAAUAGACUCCACAGAGUAACAGCGUGGAUAAAGAGAUUUUGUGGAAACUGUAAAGGGGCUUCUAUCGAUGGACCACUUAGUAUGGAAGAGAUUGAAAACGCUAAGAACUAUUGGCUCCGACAUGUACAAGUCACAGCUUUUCCUGAAGAAUAUCAAACCCUGAAGGCCGCGAAAUCACUAAAAAGACGACACUUCAUGCAGAAGUACAGACCGUUUCUUGAUGAGAACGGCAUAAUGAGGGUUGAAGGGAGGUUACAGAUGGCAAAUCUUACGUUCGAUGAAAAGCACCCCAUAAUCAUGCCACGAGAUGCUCACUACGUCUCAUUACUCGUCGAGCAAGCUCACCGAAGGGUCAUGCAUGGAGGAGUAGCAGACACCCUUGCAUAG
Ornithodoros turicata is the source of this 4188-nucleotide messenger RNA. RefSeq lists its product as uncharacterized. The transcript has a single exon. The record is from RefSeq and is a predicted model, not a curated record. NCBI's taxonomy places the organism in Eukaryota, Metazoa, Arthropoda, Arachnida, Ixodida, Argasidae. The coding region runs from base 1 to 4188 and encodes 1395 amino acids. Gene Ontology annotation, molecular function: nucleic acid binding.